AUGUCCAAAGCUUCACAACUUUUACACGUUCUAGGCAGCCUACUCUUCGCGCUGAUUUUUCUCCUAGCUGGUCGGGUAUUGUACUACUAUUGGAUUGAAAAUUAUUCUCACCAAUCGGAGGAUGAACCCUACAAGUGUAUCAUGUCGUGGAUGAGACCGAAUUAUAUUCCUCUGCCUUUUAAUUAUAUUGGCGAAGAUGAUUCUAAUGCGAGUACUUUAUCUAAAUAUGAUAAAUCACCUCCCUAUACUUUGUAUCGAUUUGUUGAUGAUAUUGAUCAGCAGAGAAAACAAAAGUUGGAUCCAAAAUCAAAGUAUUAUAGGGGAAUUCCGAUUUUGUUUGUGCAUGGAAAUUCUGGAUCGAUGAAACAGGGACGUGCUCUUGGGGUUUCACCACUUGAAUUUAUUUCUAGAUUGGAAAAGUAUCAAUUACAAGAUAGAGUUUAUUUGGACAUGUUUCAAGGAAGUUUUUUGAGAGAGAAUGUGGAAAAGGCCAAAUUGCCUCAAGAUUUUGAUGUUUUUCUUGUGGAUUUCAAUGAACAAUUGAGUGCUUUGAGUGGAGAUGUGCUUGUGAGACAAGCUAAAUAUGUCAGGGGAGUUAUGAAAUAUAUUACAUCACUUUAUACUUCUGAGGAAAACAAACCAAAGGAAAUUAUUGCAGUUGGACACAGUAUGGGAGGUAUUGUUUUAAAGGCAGCAAGUGCUUUAACUGUAAAGGAUAUUCUCCCAAUUAGAACACUAAUUACUUUGAGUACUCCAUUCAAGAGACAUCCAGUCUUAUUGGACAGGGAUAGUGAUUUAUUCUAUCAACAAUUGGUUCGUUUGCCACAUCCAAAGGUUGAUAUUUUCUCGAUUGGAGGUGGUUGGCAUGAUGAGCUAAUUAGAAGUGAUCUCACUGGAAAUCCUUUGCUUGGAAAAAACAAUUCAAAUUUCUACCAUAUCAUGUCUACAACCUCAGUUCCAAAUACUCAUUGCUCAACUGAUCAUCAAGCUAUCACAUGGUGUAAACAAAUUAUUCUUCCUAUUGCCAAAUUUUUAGUUCAUUAUGCCUAUGAAGGUGGUAUGGAUUUGUCAACCAAGAAGAAGGUCAAGAUAUUUGAAAAAUAUUUCACUAAUAAGAAUUCCGAGCUCUCAUUCUACAAUAACCCACCAAAGAAGUAUGACAUUAGCAAGUAUAAUCUUGCAAAGGCUGUCUCCGUAUCUUCACCACUCACUUCAUCAAAUCCAGUGAUUCAUGUGAAGAAUAUCCUCAAAAAAGUCGAUGAAUUUUCACUCUUAUUUACUGGCUUAAAGUCAGAGGUCAAGUUGGUUUUCGUAAAGACAAAUUCCACACAAGUUCUCAUUCACGAUCACAUUGAUUCACUUCCAUUCUUUGAUGUUGUUGGAUCUGAUAACGAUAUUGAUGAGAGCAGAAUUUCUCCAAAGAAAGUCAAAUCCUUUGUCACUUUAAAGAAAAAACACGUUUCUGACUAUGACUACAUUAUUGUAGAUAGUCAAAGAGCUAGUCAAUUGGUGGUUCAUGAUGUUAAAGUGACUGUGUCUACACAUGUUGGUUUCCACCCUUAUCCAUUUUUAUUGAGCAGAAUUUCAAAUCAUUUGAAAGUCAACUUUGCAGGAGUUAGACCACAAUUUGCCUAUUCAUUAAGAGUUCAACAUUUUUGUAAAAAUAAUUUGGUAGAUGGUAUUAUCAAGAUCAAAUCACACGACGGAAAGGAGGAACGUAUUGAACCUUUUUCCUCCAACUUGGCAAAUUACAAACUCAAAUUCUUUGAAAGUAAUAGAAAUCAUUCAAAGUUCCAAAUUGAAUUCAUUUCUGGAUGUGAAUUAUCGAAUGGAGAUGUAAGCAAUGCUGAAGCUACUCUGAAUAUUGACAUUUUCACAACUUUGAUUAUGUUUUUCAGAUAUCACUACUCAACAACAAUUGCAUCCAAUGCAUUCUCACUUAUUUUAUUCGCAAUCUCCUUUAUGGCCUGGAACAAUUUUACUGUUUCUUUCCACAAAGCCCUCAAUGUUUCCUUAUUUACCAGAGGAUUCGUUAUUGUACUCAUUGAAUUGGUGAAUAUUCACCUUGACUUGCCACAAGCUGACACAAUGACCUAUCACGAAAGUGAGCCAAUUUAUAUAGUUCUUUCCUUAAUUACUGCCUUCUCCAUUUUGCACAUUCUUUACUUUUUGUUGAGAGUUGUAAUGAUAAUUCUCUAUUUACCUGCCAGAUUGUUGAAGUUUGUUUUCACAUCAAGUAUUUUCAUCAUUGCCUGCUCUCUCUUGAUUGCAUAUGGAGUUCAUAAGUAUAUGCAUAUUGGAUUAGGAUUUUUAUUCACUCUCGUUUUGAUGUUAUUGAAUAUGGCUGUAUCUAGUGAAGAUGCUCAACAUGAGUCGUUGAAGAGCGCCUUUUUGAUGCUUCACUCUAUCUCAACAAUUAUUCUUCUACCUUCAUGUAUUGUUUGGAUUAAGGAAUGGAAGGAAAUGAUUCAUAUUUCCAAGACAGCCCUCAAGGGUAUUGAGUUAUUCACUCAAACUAUUCCUCCAGCUCGUUUUGCAAACAUGAUCAAUCCUGUUUCCUUAUUACCAUGUCUGGUUACCUUUGUUUUGAUUUUCAUUAAUCAAACAACUCUAACAAAGGAAUUCAACUUUAGACACUAUCUCAUCAUGGUUGCUUGCGAACUUGCUGCAGCAUACAGCACCAUGCAUUUCAGAUUUACACUUUAUGGUUAUGCAUUGAUUUGCUCCGCUGUUUGUUCCAUUCUUAUUAUGUUACUGACAUUGUUAAAGAAGGUCGAUAAGGAAAAGACUGAUUAA
Naegleria gruberi is the source of this 2796-nucleotide messenger RNA. RefSeq lists its product as uncharacterized. Lineage: Eukaryota; Heterolobosea; Eutetramitea; Acrasida; Naegleriidae. Gene Ontology annotation, cellular component: endoplasmic reticulum. The transcript has a single exon. Bases 1 to 2796 code for a protein of 931 amino acids. Gene Ontology annotation, molecular function: phosphatidylinositol deacylase activity. Gene Ontology annotation, biological process: endoplasmic reticulum to Golgi vesicle-mediated transport; GPI anchor metabolic process. The record is from RefSeq and is a predicted model, not a curated record.